AUGAUAAACAGCGCAGGACAAAGGAGAUGCGCUGUUUGUGGAGACUACCCUGCUAAGAUCCACUACGGUGUACUAGCAUGUUUUGGCUGUAAGGGAUUAUUUCGUCGAGCUGUCAAAGAUGGACGGAACAAGUACGUAUGCACAUUCGACAAGAACUGCGAAGUUACAAAGUUCGAGCGCAACGCUUGUCGAUAUUGUCGAUUCCGGAAAUGUUUGCUCGUUGGCAUGAACCCUGAUUUUGUCCGACCUAUUAGGGAGGAAGUGCGGGAAAAGCUUCGUGGCCAAAAAUCGCUGUUGUCCAAGAAGAAGAGCCUAAGAAGAACAUUAUCGGGUAGAAAUGAUGGUGAUGACUGGACUCUGCAGUUGCCCAGCCAUUCUAGGAAGCUUUUGAAUGAGCUGAACGCUUUGGAAAAUGAUGUGCAAACUCUGACAGAUUCCGCUUAUGAUGCAGUUGGUGAUUUUUCUCUAAAAAGUCUUAUUGCUGAUCGUACGCUGGCCAGAAAAAGCAGCGCUAACCAAACUCGAAUACCUGCCAAACAAGAUCUUGCUCCAGGCUUUCUCUCUAUUCAAAGGGUGGUGGCAACAACUGAUUUUAUAGAUGGGCUUGUUUCCAUUAUCGAUAAAGAUAUGUCAUGUAAAACUACUGUGGAAGAUAAAGUUUCGCUAAUCAGUUCUACAUUUCUUACUCUGAACCUUCUCGAUGAUGCUGCUCGAGCUAUAGCUAAAGAUUGUUCAUUUUAUACAGAUGAGCUGACAAAAGCUGUUGAACAUUACCAAAUGUGA
Molecule: messenger RNA, 783 nt
Organism: Cylicocyclus nassatus
Lineage: Eukaryota; Metazoa; Nematoda; Chromadorea; Rhabditida; Strongylidae
Source: the annotation of a GenBank genome assembly